UAACUCCAAGAGAAGUAUAAAACCUAGUUACCAAUCUCCUCUGCGUUCUCUUUGUGUUUUGUUUCCCUGUCUUUUUCAGCUUCCUUGGCUCUCGCUCUAUAGCAAAGAUGAGAUCUCCCCUAAGAGGACGUGGAAGAGGUGAAGGAAGUGCCAUGAGAGGCGGUGGAAGAGGUCCCAGAGGAAGAGGUCCCAGAGGAAGAGUGCCCGGAGGAAGAGGCCCUAGAAGUGGGCCCGGAGGAAUGAAGGGAGGAAACAAAGUGAUAGUGACUCCUCACAGACAUGAAGGAGUGUUCAUUGGUAAGGGUAAAGAUGAAGUUAUUCUCACUAAGAACUUGGUUCCUGGUGAAUCCGUUUACAAUGAGAAGAGAAUCUCUGUGCAGAACGAAGAUGGAACUAAGGUUGAAUACAGAGUUUGGAACCCUUUCCGUUCUAAGCUAGCUGCCGCAAUUUUUGGUGGUCUUGAUGACAUUUGGAUCAAACCUGGCGCUAAAGUUCUUUACCUUGGUGCUGCCUCUGGAACCUCUGUAUCUCAUGUCUCUGAUAUUGUUGGACCUGAGGGAUGUGUUUAUGCCGUUGAGUUUUCUCCAAGAAGUGGAAGAGAUUUGGUGAACAUGGCAAAGAAGAGACGUAAUGUGGUUCCAAUCAUUGAAGAUGCUAGACAUCCUGCUAAAUACAGAAUGCUUGUGAGCAUGGUUGAUGUCAUAUUCGCUGAUGUUGCUCAACCAGAUCAGGCUAGGAUAGUAGGUCUCAAUGCAUCUUUCUUUCUCAAAGCUGGAGGUCACUAUAUGAUCUCAAUAAAGGCGAAAUGUAUAGACGCAACAAUGCCAGCAGAAACGGUAUUUUCAAACGAAGUGAAGAAGCUACAAGCGGACGAGUUGAAACCAGCAGAGCAGAUUACUCUUGAGCCUUAUGAGCGUGACCAUGCUUGUGUUGUUGGUGGAUAUCGCAUGCCUAAAAAGCAGAAAACUGCUACUGCUUCUUAAUUAGCCAAUCAGUCUUUUUACUAAUUAGUUUUUGAAUUACAUAUGAUCUCGACGGUAGGAAUUUUAACUUGCAUUUUUGAGUUGGAUUUCAUUUAUAUGCAUUUUUGAGUUGGAUUUCAUUUAUAUGCAUUUUUGAGUUGGAUUUUCAUUUAUAUUUUCUCAUGGUUUUGGUUCUAAUUAAAAUGGAAUUUACUCUGAAGUGAUAAUUUGAUUUAUUUAUUUACAUGAUUGACCUAUAGAAUGAGCCAUUUUCUUCUUCUUGAUUAUCUAUUGUUUUACUUAAAAAUAUAGUCACACUUGAAAAGAAGAAAUACACGUACAUACGCCUCUGUAUUUCUAGAGACAGUGCUGCUUCUAAACCACUGUCUCUCAUGUAUAAUUUUGUUAGUCCUGUAACUGAAGCCUUUUACUAAUCUAUGGUGUUAUCCUUCUGCUAAUUAGUUCUUAGAUUCUUCACCGUCUUACUACUGUGACUCUACCAUCUUUGCUUUAUGUAUUUUCAGGAAUGAAUCAUCUCUCUAUGCCAUUGAGUUUUCUCAUAGAAGUGGUUGAUAUUUGGUGAGCACGGAAAAGAAGAGAACUAUGGUUAUACCAAUUAUUGCAGAUGCUAGAUAAACAGAAGACUAUAUCUGCAUACUAAAUAUUUUUCUUAUAAUAAUAUUCUACAAUUCCCUAAACAUUAGUUGCAAAAUGAUUUUUUUUUGUCAGUAUUUUUUUUUAUCAGCAAAGUGAUUUAUACUCGUUUUAUCACCAUAUUCAUUUUCACCAAAAAGAUGAUAUGGAUAUAAAAAAUAGUGAUAAGGCAUCAAUCUAAUUGUGGCAUGUAAAACUUUUUUAUAAAAAUUUAUAUAUUUUUGGUAAGAAUUUUUAAAUAUGGUAAUACCUAAUAACUUUUAUAAUUUAUACUUUUUGGUAAGAAAUUUUUAAUAUAGUAACUAAUAACUUUUAUAUCACAAUUUAAAAGUUAAAAUUUCUGUAUAAAAGUAUUUUCAGCAAAACUUUUAAAAUAUAUUAGUAACUAAUUAUUCAUAUAUCACCAUUAAAUAAAUAUAUAUAUAUAUAUAUCAUAUAUGCAAAAAAACUAAUAUAUCAUAUAUACAAAAAAAAAACUAAAUGUAAUUAUAUUAUAUAUAUAUAUAUAUAUAUAUAUAUUAUAUAUAUAUAUAUUAUAUAUAUAUUAGAAUUAAUUGUAAAUGUGCAUUAACAAAUAUAAAAGUAAAGCAAUACUAAUAAAUUAAUUUUGUUUUGUUGAUAAAUAUAUGUUUAAAAUUUUAUUAUCAUUUAUUAGUUUAUUAGAUUAAUUAGCAAAUUGAUGUUUACCAGUUUAACAUAUUUUGACUAUAAAUUUAUGUGCAAUCUUAGUUAUGCAAAUUUUUUUUUAAAUUAUGUUACAUGUCUGAUUCAAUAGUAAAGAAAAUUGAUUUUUUGUUAAUCAUUUUAUUUUGCAAAAAGAAAAAAAACAUCAUUCUUUCCAAAUUAUGUGCAACUCUUGAAGAUUAUUGUUGGCAUUCAAAGGCCACCAAUAUUGUUAGAAUGAAGUGACAUAUUGUUACCAAAUGUUUAAUCUACGAUAUACAAUUUUAAUACAAGUUUUGUAAUUUCAAAUAAGACAAUACUAGAAGAUAAUCCACUCGCAUGCGCAGAGUAAAUUUUUUAUACUAAUGUUUGUUCAUGCUUUUAACAUUUUGUAAUACUACAAUUUUUAUCGAUUGUAAAAUAAUUAAUACAACUGUUGGUCUCUUAAAUAUAUCAUUGUUGUUGAAGAGUUAACAUAUUACAGUUUAUUUUAAUUAUUUUGAAGACUUCAUAUGCAUAAAAUAAAAUUAAGUUUUACGGCUGACAUAAAUCACAAAAACCAGACAGGCAAUAUCGAUUGUAAAAU
Molecule: messenger RNA, 2865 nt
Organism: Brassica rapa (field mustard)
Lineage: Eukaryota; Viridiplantae; Streptophyta; Magnoliopsida; Brassicales; Brassicaceae
Product: mediator of RNA polymerase II transcription subunit 36a
Biological process (GO): rRNA methylation; box C/D sno(s)RNA 3'-end processing
Cellular component (GO): small-subunit processome; nucleolus; box C/D methylation guide snoRNP complex
Molecular function (GO): RNA binding; rRNA methyltransferase activity; histone H2AQ104 methyltransferase activity
Source: RefSeq, a predicted model, not a curated record